GCGCAGAUUUGUAGGAUUAGUGCGAAAUAAAAGUGGCGGCAGCUAAGAUCGCUCUAAAAUUAAUUCAUUGCAAGUUGGCAACUGUGCCAUUACUGUCUGUGUGUAUCAGUUUCAUUUUUUCACCGUUUACAAUUUUCAUGAAACUUUUCCGUUGAUAAUAUUUAAUUGUUAUAAAAAUGAGAGAAAUAAAAUUGACUCGAAAUUUUUUUCUCUGGUGUAUGUCUGUUGUCUACCUAUCAGCAUUUAGUUCUUUAUAUGUGCAAAUACCAGGUCUUUUUGGAGAUAAGGGAAUUUUACCUGCUAGAGGUAUUAUCUCGAUUGAAUCUGGAGCUGAAGUUAUUAAAAAGAAAGCUGAGCAAGUUCCAACCCUUCUAUGGCUGGCUCCAGCUCUUGGUAUAGAUGUGCAUCUUAUGAUGGACCUCAUUGCAUUGCUAGGUAUGGUUAUAUCAUUUGGAAGCAUGGUAUGGGGUAGAAUGAGAGAUAUAUGCAACUUUACCCUUUUGUGGAUUUUGUAUUUCUCACUAUUUCAAAUUGGGCAAACUUUUUUGUGGUUCCAAUGGGAUACUUUACUACUUGAGGUUGGUUUCUUGGCUAUUUUGGUAGCACCUCUAGGAUUUUUACAAAGCUCUAUAAAGACUGGAUUCUUUUCAUCUUUACCGAAUCGACCUCAUGAUAUCAUAUCAAUGUGGAUGGUUAAAUGGUUACUAUUUAGAUUUAUGUUUGCAUCUGGUAUUGUCAAACUAACUAGUAUGUGUCCAACAUGGUGGGAUUUAUCUGCUUUGUAUCAUCAUUUUGAGAGUCAGUGUAUCCCAACUCCUCUAGCUUGGUAUGCUCAUCAUCUCCCUCAAUGGCUCUUGAAAUUAGGAGUUGUGGGAACGUUUGUCAUUGAAAUACCUCUCCCAUUCCUCUUCUUUGCUCCCAUCCGUUCUCUCCGGAUCUUUAGUUUCUAUGCUCAAAUUUUCUUUCAAAUACUUAUUAUUCUAACUGGAAAUUUUAAUUUCUUCAACAUACUCACCAUUGUCAUGUGCUUGUCUUUGGUUGAUGAUGAUUUUCUUUUGAGCCUUGUUGGUCGCCCGACUCCAACUUCUAAAUCAUCUAGUGGUGCAGCUCUUCGGUGGACUAGGAAAAUUCUGACCUUAGCUAUAGAAAAUAUUGUUAUUUUAUGUAUUGUAUAUGGCACAAUUAAAUACUUCUCUCUGAAAUUUCAACCUAGUUGGACUAUUGAUAGUAAAAUUGGUUUUUCUGCAGCUGAAUUUAGAAAUACACUAUCAGAAGUUAUGCCAGCAACUGUUUUCAUUGGUGCUUUUGCUCUGUGUGCUAACAUUCUACUUGCUGUUUAUAAUUCAAUUACUGAGCCUGGAAUUUUCAAAAAAUUGUAUGCACUCAUUGGAACAGCUUUUGUAUCAGUUGCUGCUCUGUGGCUUUUUACCAUUAGUGUGGUCCCUCAUGGUGCUUUAGACGUUCAAUUCCGCAACAAUUUGUGGCCUAUAGUUCACAGGUGGCAUAAACGUGUUGAAGAAUUCCACAUAUCUAAUUCAUACGGUCUUUUUAGAAGAAUGACUGGUGUAGAUGGCAGACCUGAAAUAGUUAUUGAAGGCAGUAACUCUUUGACAGCUGGAUGGAAAGAAUACCACUUUCUAUAUAAACCUGGUGAACUAUCCCAACGCCCUCCUGUUUUAAUUCCCCAUCAACCACGUCUGGAUUGGCAAUUAUGGUUCGCUGCUCUUGGAACAUAUGAACACAAUCCCUGGUUUGUCAGCUUAAUGUAUCGUCUGCUAGAUGGAGAAAAAGAUGUCUUAAAACUCUUGGAUACUGAAAGACUACCAUUCCCACCAAGCAAACCACCGAAAUAUAUACGUGCUAUACUGUAUAAAUAUAGUUUUACUUCCCCCAGUGGUUCAUCCAAAAAACCCAGCGAUUGGUGGACUAGACGUAAAGUACGUGAAUAUUUUAGCAGUGCUAAUAUGGAUGAAAAGCAAAUGAGUGAAUUCUUAGAUGCAGCUAGCAUUCCUAUGGAAAAAACACGCUACCUGCGAGUUACAAAUGCGUUUCUAAAGAAAAGUUUGAUCCAGAUAAGAGAUUACAUUACAUCAGUUCAACCUACAACUUUUAUAUGGUCUUUAAUUGGUACUGGUUUCUGCAUCAAUUUCAUUGCUCCAAUUUUGAGGCUGUAAAUUUUUUUUGUAACACUGGCUUGUUGGAGUAAAAAAAGGACUUUUUUUCUAGAAUUUUUCUUAUUCUCUAACAUUGGAUGCCUUGUGUGAAAUGGAAUCCAGAAUUUUUCACCUUAUUAACUAAGGAAGAAAAGCAUAUUUUAAGGCUUUCAGAUAAAUAAAAUGCACAAUGCAAAUUUCACAUUUCUGUAUGAAUUGUACCAAAACAUAUUUUUUUGCAUAUGUUAAUAACUUAAUGAACAUUUAGAGCUUAGGUUUUAUAUGUUAAAAAGCCUUAAAUAAUUAACUCAAAAUGCAUGUUGCCUUCAGAUUCAUUUGCCUUUUUCAUAAUAUCUCAUGAUUUCUUAAAGCAAGAAAUAUUAAGGAUUGUUUAAAAAUCCUUAGCUUAUACUACUGAUAUUUUCCAUUUGACUUUCUAUUUUUGUUAGACUUUUAAUCAUUUUUAAUAUUUAGUUUUUGGGAUAGUUAAAAUCUAUGAAUAUGAAAUGGGGUUGAAAUAUUUAUUUUUAAUUAUCAAUUUAUUGUUUUUUUUCUGUAAUUGAUAAAAUUUUAUUUUUUUAAAUCGAAUCUCUUACAAAUGAACUAACACAAUGUUUUAUACCUUCAGAUUUAAAUUACUAAAUAGCUUUUGAAGUAGGAUAACUUUGAAGGGAAAGAAAUUUUUCAUAUAUAAUUAAAUUGAACACUGUUACUAAAAUUGUAUUUCUUCAACUCAUCUGAUAAGUAAAAAAGUCUUACUAUUUUGUGAACUCAUUAUUAUAAAUGCAAUGUAGUACUAAAUAUGUGUAUGCCAUGUUAACAAAUAAGUUGCAUUUUUUUUCUCAUGUUAUGUAACAUAAUUACUUUGCUCAAUAUCAUCCAGUUAUUGGUGAAUUUUAAAGAUUGUUUAAUCAUGAAGCAAAAAAUUAUCCUAUUAUUUUGAUUUGUAAUAUGUAAAUAAUAAAUACGUAUUUUGUUUUUAUAAAUUAAAUAUACUUUAAUUUCUAAAACCUUUGUCAAAAAAAAAUUUAUAUUAAAGCUUUUUAUAGUCACUCAGUUUCAAUUGUCUCUGCUUAUAUAUUUUUAUGAUUUUGAAGUAUUAAUUUUUGAUAAAAUGAAAUUAUAUUGUCUGGUGAUCUGAAAUGUAUCUAGCUGAUAAUAAAGAUAAUUUUCUAUUACCAUUUGACAAAUUAUGUCUUUUACGGAAACAUGAUAAAAUGAAAAAGGAAUAUGUACUUUUGUAUUUCCUGAGCUAAAUUUUUUUUUAUUAAAAACAAUAGGUGCCAAAUUUUUCCGUUUUAUUUAUAAAUGAAUUUUAAAUUUCUUAAAACUAAAAUUGAUUUUAAUCUUUAAUGCCAUUAUACAUGAUACUUUCAAAUUUUUGUGAGAAUUUCUUUACCUUCUAACUUUUGAUUUAAGAACAUAUGGUGAAAUAUUUUCUUUCAUGAAAAAUUAGUUUUCAAUGAUGCAACUAAACUUAAUGUUCAAUUCAGUUUGCUGCUGCAACUUAGAUUCCUGAACUAAGUUGUGUCAAUUAAGCAAAAAUCUAUAUUUUUUUGUUUACCAAUGGCGAAAUUCAUCUCAAUAUGCAAGCAAAACUUAAUUCCUCAAACCUCCCAAAUGAGGGUUUCAGCAUUUAUGAACUAUUUUUCUAAACGUUUUUAAGGGAAACAAUAUGUUAAGUAGCGGUAAUUUUUUUCAUGUCUUUAAUCAAAAGUUAUUAGGUAAAAAAACUCAAGUGUUUUAGAGACAUACUGCCUAUUUUUAUUUCAAUCAUUUUAACUUAGUAAUCAUUUAUUACUCAAUUUUGAUUGCUUUCUCAUUUUUAUAUCGUUGAAAACUUAAAUUAUGUUUUUAUUCAUUAUAUAUUAAAGAAACUUUUUUUUUAGCUUUUGUUAAAGAAAUUUAAAACAUUUAUUAUAUUGACUAAUACUACAAUUAAAUCCUUUUUAAUAUAAUUAAAUAUUAGAAGAAAUAUCAGGCUUUGUGAUGUUUUUUUGUAAUCUAAUCAUUAUUAUGUCUUAAUUUAUUGUAUUUUUUUGUACUGCUCUUUCUUGCCUUUAUUAAAUUUUUAAUAUAUUAUGAUUUUAAAAAAUAAUUUGAUAAUUUUCUGGCUACUUUAAUCAUCAAGAAUUUUUAACUCUUAUUUUAUAUAAUUUUUAACAAAUAACUAAACUAUUGAUUCAAAUCUGACUGGUAUAAAUUUCAAUUUGUUUAGAAAUAGAAAAUAAAUAGUGCUCAAAAUCUUUAAUUUUACUUUUUUGUAAAUAUGUGAAUAUUUGAUACUACAGCUCAUUUCUUGUUGUCUGCUUUCAAUUGCUGUGAAAUUGCCAUUGUACUAUUCACUGAUAGUAUUUUCUUUACAUUUCUAAAUAAAUGAAUUUUCUUUUAUUUACUAUGUCUUAAAAUUGUAUGCUGUAGCACGAUUUUGUGAUACUGUUUACUGCAUUCAAUUAUAAAUUAUUGCAUAUUCUCAAAUGUAAAAAAAUAAUUUUGUACUUUAAAAAUUUUUUAAAUCUUUUGUCUAUUUAUAAUACUGGCUAACAUUUAAAUUAUGUUGAAUAGUAAUUUAUUUAGUGAUAAAUUUAUUUUUUUAAAUGAAUGCUAUUUUGAUACCUACUUUUACGUUUGUUUCAUUUUUUUCUGUUAAAGUUUGUAACCUACCAUUCCUUUCUUUGUUUUAAAGAUUAUUUGGUAACAUAAUAAAUGGAUUCCCUUUUCA
Parasteatoda tepidariorum (common house spider) is the source of this 4875-nucleotide messenger RNA. Its product is annotated as lipase maturation factor 2. Gene Ontology annotation, cellular component: endoplasmic reticulum membrane. Gene Ontology annotation, biological process: protein maturation. The record is from RefSeq and is a predicted model, not a curated record. Lineage: Eukaryota; Metazoa; Arthropoda; Arachnida; Araneae; Theridiidae.